AUGGCAACAGAAGGCAAUAGCAACGAUCCUGAAUUACGUUUAUUACGAUAUCUAUAUGUUGGAAAAGAAUAUCCUAAUUACCAGCCUGGAUGUUGGUUUGCCCAUCAUUACUUUAUAGUCAGUAAUGUUCUGUCCAUAGAAGAACUUGCUGAGAAUGAGGAGAAGGAAUUGGUACCCGUUGAACUGAUCAGAAAGGCAUUUGACAGCAAAUUGGUUACACAUCCGGAAACUUUGGUGUUUGCCCUUGCUGUUUGCUGCAGGCAAGAUAAAAGCAAAAAAUUACGUCAACUUGCAUACCAAAAUGUGUCGAAGAUCUGUGCAUUUACCCCGAAUUUCAUUCUGUUUGUUAAAUUUGUUUCUAAACUAUGCAGAGAGAAAGAGUUGAAUUUUAUUACUCAAGGCUGGGGCCAUGGCAUGCGGCGAACUAUUAACAGUUGGUACCUUUCUAAGCAGCCAUUGGAGUUUAUAGAGUGUGUCACAAAAUAUAAAAGUAGAUAUGGUUGGAAACACAAAGACAUUGUGAAGAUGUCUCAUCCUCAAGGCAGUACUCCAGCACAUAGAAUUAUACUGAAGUAUAUGGUACACGGCAUGGCAAAGAUCAAAGAUGCAGCAGAUCAAGAGAAUGAUUCUAGUGUCACACAAUUAAUAGAAUACAUACAACAGGUUGAAGAUUUUAAACGUUGUGAAGAUGAAGUUCGAGCUGCUGGACUGCUGGAAAAAUAUGGAUUUUCAUUAGAUCAUGUACCUGGACAUUUGCUGAAAUCCAAGGAGGUUUGGCAUUCAUUAAUACUGAAAAUGGACGUUGCUGUACUUUUAAACAACUUGCAAAGGAUUCACAAUCUUGGGUUUCUCACUACUGAUGAACCAACAGUUGACAGAGUAAUAGAACGACUUACUGAUCAAUAUCACAUUCAGAACAGUGCAGUUCAUCCAGCAUUAGUUUUUAUCACUCUCAAAAAUUAUCAAUGUUCUGGAAAAUCCCUUUCUUACGAGAAACGAAAAAUUCGAGAACAAGCAAAGAAAUCUAUGUCACCAGGAUUUGAUCCAAAUAUCAAAAUAAUGGAAGCUUUAAACGAGGCAUUCCUUCUGUCAUUUAAUAAUAUACAAUCUACUAAUUUGCGCUACUUAGUGACAAUCAACACAAAUAAGUUGAUGGAUGCACCGACUUGGCAGAAUGGUAAUAUGACCGGCUUCGAGACGGCUGCUUUGAUCGCUCUGAUACUUUUACGUUCUGAGGAAAAUGUUACCAUAGCGACGUUCAACCCCCUCGGAGAUCACUUUAUAAAUGUAUUGGAUAUUCAAACGGAAUCUUUGGAGAAUAUUUUGAGGACUUUAAAGACGACGCCUGGAGAAAGUGUCAUUCUCAAUAGACCAAUCGUGUGGGCCCUUAAACAGUCUGAAAAGUACGAUAUCUUUAUCAACAUUGUGGAUCAAAUAUACGAAAAGCACGAUGAUUCCCAGGAAGUUUUGAUAUCGUACAAAGAACAGAUGAACCUUCCGCAAACAAAACUGAUCAAUUGUACAUUGUGCUCUUCUUCAUCAUUUCUUAAAAACUAUGACCGACAUGUUUUGACGAUCAAUGGUUUCGAUGCUACCGUACCUAAUGUUAUCAAGGCGUUCGCAAAGGGUUUAUUUUAGAUACGAACACAAGUUAAAUCUCUAUUGGAGAUUCUUCAAAAUGUAUUUCCUUAAGAAGUGACAAGCGGUCAAUCAAGAAAAAAAUUAAUCCUCUUAAAACAUAUUUCGAAAUGAAAGUGAAGAAGCACAUGGCAGUUUUAGAAGUCGGUGGUGAGAAUACAGAUUUUCUUUCGAAAUCAAGUUUCGAUUAAUAAGUAAUGCAGGACGCGAAUGAAAAUGGAGAAAUGAAUGGAGAGAAGUUAUAGAAAGAGCUUUCAGAAAAUACUUAAAAUAGUGCCGAAUUUUUUGGAAUUUAAACUGUCUCGUCUUUUUUGUUAAUUCAGUUUGUUUGCACAACCAUGACUGAAUCAAGUUAUUUAACUUUGCUAUUUAUUAAUUUCUUCAAGAUCAACAGAGACAGUAUAUUUUUAAAACAUACUGCAAAAUGGGUAAACGAUAAAGGUGAUUGAAAAAAGUGAUCGUGCACUAUAAUCGGCAUGUUGAUGAUAAAUAAUAUUAAUAUUUACUACAUGUUCUUAGAGUUAGGAAAGAGCUGUGUAGCAUUUCGCUUUUUUUUUGUUGUAAAAUGAUCAGAUAUUUUUUUACUCUUAUUCGGAUUUCUUUGAUGAUACAAUUUAAAUUUAAAUAACUCGACAGUUUUAUUUUUAGAUAACACAGUAUCGUAUUGAUCCGAUUAUAUAAGCAAUAUAUAGAUUAGUUAUUUUUUUAUUAAACUGUUGCACAGUUUAGUUUUGAAAUUUCAAUUUGACGUUAAUUUUUGAAAUAUAUUUAAUUACAGUCAUUUUUUUCUAUAUAAUAUUUAUAUUUUAAUAAUAUAUAUAAAUGUGUAAAUUUAAAACAACUUAAAAAAUCAUAUACAUUGUCUUAUACUAUAUUGAAAUUAUGAUUUACUUGAAACAUUUAAAGUUAUUUUUUAUAUAUAUUUUACUAGCUUUAAAGCAGUUUUAAAAAAAAAAGAUUUUCUUUUAUUUGAUAUAUACUUGUCAUAGUACACAUCGUAAGGUUGUUCUUAUAAAUCAAUAGCCUCAAACUCUUUAUUGUGCUUUUGCGGUCCGCAUACGAGUCCUUAUCUCCCCAUCUUCCGAAAAUUUAUGAAAUUCUCGUACUAAUCUCUGCCUAAAAGCUCAGUGCGGUCUGUGGAAAACUGCUUAAGAUUCUGCCAUAAUUAUUAAUUAAAAUUAAUUUCUCUGUCUCUAUCUAGUUUUGAAGAUACAGGGAAUUGCUUAAAUCUUAGGUAACUCUAACUUAAAUCUUACUUAAUUUUUAAUAUUUAUAAGAACGACCUGCGAUGGAGUUUUCAAAAUAGUUUUUGCGACUGUAAAACUUUAAAAACUCAAAUUUUCAUAUGCAACUGUCAACAAUCUUAUUUUGAAAACUAGGAAAAAAGAAGUACAAUUCUCAAUAGCCCUAUGUUUCAGUAGUAUAUUACGCAGCGAAAAGUUAGGAUAAGACUGCAUAACGGAUACGAAAACGCGUAUCUCGAGUAACAUACGGUGCAUUUUUUGACUAAUAGUAAAAAAAUCUUACUCUAAUAUUAUUAAUUGCUUGCUUGUUUCUGGUUGGCGGUGAUGCUUCUUCGUAAUAAUGCGUAUAGAUAUCGUGACCUUAUUAAAAAAAAAGUGACACGCUUCUGAGACCGGUGCGCUUCUGGACGGUUAAAUAAUAAUCUAAAAUAAGUAAAAAAAAGACAAAAAAAGAAAGAAGAAAGCGGAAGACGUAGAAGACGAUGAACAUAGGAACGUUGAAAAUUUUCCCACUGUGAUAUGCAUUUAGCCCCAAAGAGUUAUAGACUUACAUUAGUAUAAUUUUACUGUUACUAUCUCAUAUUUGCCAUAUCCAAAGUGAACGUGAGACAAAUACUAAAUACACUACUGAAUAAUACUGUGAUACGAGAUACAUUGUUGUUGUUCAAACUAGGGAAGUGGUAUUUAAGUGACUCGGCCAGAAGCGCACCGUGUUUGAUAUUUGUUGAGUCUCUGCGCGAAUUUAACGCGUGAAUUUUUUGUUGAAAAUUUUGUAUCAUAUCUCGAGAGAAAAAAAAAUAUGGGCUUUCGAUUUGCGGAUUAUUGUUAUCGGGUUUUUCCCUCGUUUCUCACGUGAGAUCACGGAAGCACGUACCUCUUUCACACACAUUGCUAAAAAGUACAGCGUGGAUGAACUCUCAGGUCUUCGAAACAAAUUUGAACUAAGUGCUUAAACUAUUCACCUGUUCUUUGCAGCUGUCCCCGAUAAUCUGCAGAUCGAAAGCUGUGUCAGCGUAAAUUCUAUUUCAAUAGACAAUGUUCCGAAAAGGGUAUAUAAAUAGAAUAUUCUUCAAGCAAUCUCUGCAUUUUGCUCCUGAUGAAAAUAAAGUCAAAAUAAUUAAUACUACAAAUUAAAGUUGGACUUUUGAUGGGUGAAUCAUGAAAAAAAUUCAGCUUUAUCAUUAGUUGUCACAAGAGAGAUUGCACAAGAGAGAUUGAUAAAUUAUAAAUUUGAUAAAUUAUUUAUUAUUUAAUAAAUUAUGAGAGAAUUAAUUGGCGAUGAGUUAUAUUUCUUCCAAAAAAAAAGAAGCAAGAUAAAUCGGUUCUACAUAUAUUUAUCAAAAGGCAUAUGUAUAUGUAUAUUUCAAGAUACAUUGUAUAUAGCGACUAAAGCAUACAUUAAUUUUUCAUAUGGAAAAUUUCAAGCAGAAUUACGCUUGCAACUCGGCAAGGAAAGUAAUACGUAUUACACAUAAGUUUAUUUUUAAGAAUGAUAUUUUAAAAGGAAAUCCACGUUUGUUAAUCUCGGUUGCACAGCGUCCCGCAGAGAGUUCUGUAUAAAUUAUAAUUUAUCGGGAGUAAAGUCAGUAUCUUCUACGCUGAACUAUAUUCCUACUCGAACUUCGUGUUUUUGGCGAGCAUUCGCGCGUUUAGAGAAAUUGUUUAUAUACUUACUGCACACUACGUGUCCUAAAUCGUUCAGUGUUAGGAAAGAAAAAAUCUCUAGCGCAUUUUUUUACGGGAAAAAACUUCUGGCGUGAAGGCAAAACUUCUUUCAGAAAACGAAAUGUCUAGUUACUAAACGAGAGUUUAAGAGUAUAUAUGCUACGAUCAUAUAUAUAGUAGCUCAAUGUAUUCAUUGGCAUUAGCAAGUAGGCAUUACAAGUAUUUGUAUAUGUACGGGAGCGUAUUGCGAUCGGAGAGGAUUCCUCGCACAUCGUCUAAGCUCUUUUUUACAGACGUUUACAAGAGUCGACCAAUUUAAUUCUAAAAUCUCUAAUCUCUGAUAGCAAUCUUAUCAUAGUACAAGCUCCACUUUCAUCGCAUAGCAUUACGCGCGAAAAUUAUAUUAGUUAUAAUAUAUUAAAUUUAGCUAUAAUAUUGAAUAGUCGAGGGUUUACGAGAUUCGAGAAAUAAAUCUAAAAUCGGAAUCCUUCCCGCUCGCGGUGCGCGCAGAUAUAUGUAUUCAUUAAUACUAUUAUUAUAAGAAUAUAUACGUCCGAAAUAUGAUAUAGACUGGCACAUUGGAGAGAGAGAAAGAGAGAGAGAAAACUGAAUAGAAAAGCAAAAAAAAAAGAAGAGAGAGAGAGAGAGAGAAAGCAGUACAGCCAGAAUCUGAAGAGAAUCACUUCUCCAUGCUGUUAUUUCACAGUCCAUUGAUUUCAGGAUGUGCUGUAUAGUUAAAACAAGAAAGAAACAAUAUGUUGAAUGUGUUCAUGCUAGACGAAGAAAAAAGAAGAAAAUAUUUACCGCGUAAGGAGGGAGAGAAAAAGGGAAAAUAGAAAAUUCCGCAUUAUGUAGUUAUUAAAAAUGGGAAAUAAAGGGAUGUAACGGAGAAUCGAGAGACACCGUCUCACGGGUGGACACCGUGGCACCAAGUGCUCUACGUCUCGAUCGCGCUACAUCAUUGCUACUAUGCGAUAUUGAGAAGGGGACAAAUUAGCUUCCUUGCCGAAGACGAUUCUCCGAGGUUCCGGACUGACCAUUGAUUUCGACCAGGAAGCACGAACGAUAUUUAUCCGAUACUCAUAGUAUUUUACGCACCGCUGGACACGCAUUAUUGACCGUCUCUCGGAGCAAAUGUCGGUUGAUCGCAAAUCUGUAUAGGACUAACGACUGUAGAGCUACCAUACUCCGUUUCUGUUGGCGGCAUUUCAGUGUGUUAAGUUACUAAAAAAAAAAGUGUUGCGAUAAUUGUUCGAUUCGACAUGUACUUUGUAUGUACAUACGAUAAGAAGUCACGACAAUCUCGCCUCAAUUGCCCUCCAUGUAUGUACGUAUAUGUACACACGCAGAUCUUUCUUUUUUUUCCAAGAAGAAACAAUCUAACUUGCGAAUUAGUUUAAUCGACCGAAGGACUUCCAUUAUUUUUUUAAACGUUCUUUUUCGCAUUUUUUCUCAGUCGUAUGCAGACUUACGCUUGACUAAUGUAUACAUAAGUACGAAAUAGCGCCAUGUUCCUUAGGAUUAUAUACACGAGACAAAAACUUAUAAUUCCAUAAUUAGUACAUUGUCGCUUCAACGAUCUAAUAAGAAACUAGACAAAAAAAUGCUCAAUACCCGUUGUUCGAAGUUUUCGAUGCAAAUGCCAAAAAUACAAAAAAAAAAGAAGAGAAAAGAGCGAAAUCGAAGAACGGAACGAUAUUCAAUUCUACAUGUACAAACCGCAAUGAAAUACCUCGUUACUUAUUCUCAGUGUAAAAUAGCAAAAGCGAAUUGUACUAACUCUGCGAGUUACGACGAAAACAAGAAAAAAAAAACAAAGAAAUUGUCCUUCUGGUUCGUGAUUCACGCACUGAAUGCCUAUCUUUUGGCCUUAUCUUUUUACAUACGGAAAUCCUGUAAAAACGAAAUGAAUCGAUUCACAGGCAAACAAUACCGUUCAACUAACUGCUACCUGUUCGAUGAUUUUUUACGUUUCGCACGUGGGCAUCUGAGAGAAUCUUGAGAUUUUUAAAAGAUUCCCCGUUCAGCUCUCGGUGCGCACACUAUGAUCUCCUCGAAAACUCAUGCCUUUAUCGCAAUUAGUCAAAAUUGAUGUCGUUGCGGCCAGCACGCGUUCCUUCCCCGCGCUGUGAAAGGGAUCGGUGUGACAAAAGAGACAAAUCUUUGGAGAAUAUCAAAGCUUUUUCCUCUUUGGAUUCCCACGUGCUAAUCGCAGCGCCCGAAAUUGUAUAUCGCUGCGAAUUAAUUUCUCAGCGUCUUUUCAUUUAAGGAUAGUAUUAUUACAUGUAGAUUAUACAUGCGUAAAGCGAUAUAUUACUCGCUAAUUUAUGGUACAUCGGAAUCUGCGGAAACCGAAAUAAAAAGAAUUGUCGCGUACACAAGCUGCGUGGGACAAGCUUCGAAGCAGACCAUGAAUUGAAACUUUGAAAAAAAAUUACUUAUUUUACGCUUGCUAUUUUUAAUUUCUUUGUGAAUGAAGAGGUUUUUCUAUAUGUAGUUUAAAUUUUAUAAGAAUUUAUCUGUCGAUUCUAGAAAUCUUCCAUAGCGUCUUAUGUAUUUUCAGAAUAGAAACGAAAAUACAUAAUAUAUAAUAGAUGUGGCUGAACGUAUCACAAUGAUUCAUUAAUUACAUAUAUUAAUACAUUAUUAAUUGAAUUGAAUUUAUUAAAAAUUAAUAUUUAUUUUUGUCUUUUUGGAAAUAUUUAAUAAUUAUAUUGUUGGAUAUAUAAUUAUUCUUUGAUAUCAGAUUCUUGAAAGUGUUAUCGCAAUCUUGGAGAUAAAAGUAGUCAAACAACGGUUUUUUCGAAGUUUUAUUUCAUUGUAAUUCAAAGUCGCGAAACUUUUCCAACGCAGCCUACGAAUUCCCCAUCCUGUCACACAUACGCGUGGAAAACAUCUGUGUCGCGCGUUUCGAUAUUAUUUUUAUACCUAAGUAAAUUUGUGAAACAUUACCCAGCGAUUAAAUUGCUCUGAACAAAUUAACGUCGGAGUUUCACGAAGAAGUGAAUUAUGUUAUUGUCAUCGUGUCUGUUAACGGUUGUAUUUCGGUACACAAUAGGCGAAUUAAGAUAUAUAGGGAAUUGAUUAUGUCUACAAAUUCCGUGCUGUUUUUGUUACGAAACUGGAUCCUUAAAUAAAUUUUCUCAAAACGA
Solenopsis invicta (red fire ant) is the source of this 7699-nucleotide messenger RNA. RefSeq names its product 60 kDa SS-A/Ro ribonucleoprotein. Gene Ontology annotation, molecular function: RNA binding. The transcript has 8 exons. The coding region runs from base 1 to 1638 and encodes 545 amino acids. The record is from RefSeq and is a predicted model, not a curated record. NCBI's taxonomy places the organism in Eukaryota, Metazoa, Arthropoda, Insecta, Hymenoptera, Formicidae. Gene Ontology annotation, cellular component: ribonucleoprotein complex.